UGUUCUAGAACACUGUGGUAGAACAGAAUUGUUGGUCACCGUGGUGACGUUCGAACACGGCACAUUCGGUACGGAGCGUCGUUCACAAAAACAGAGGUCAUCACACAGGAACCGUCUAAACAUGCGGUCCGCUGCGUGGGUCUGGUUACUGGGAGUGGUCCUUCUGAACCUGCAAGGAUGUGCAGAAAAUCAGGUUGCCCCUCCCCAUGCCGGCGGAAACACUCCACUUGCCCAACGAGCUUCGACGUUUUCCCGCCCAAGUUCUCAAGGUCACCCCGUCCUCGAGGACAACUUCCCCCUGGGCGAGACGGACGUCACAGACGAGGGCGUGUACGACAACUACCACUCGUACGACUCUUUCCCAAGCUCGUUGAACGGCGAGGAAAAUGUUGAGGAUCUGAUAUCGCAGAUCCAAGAAGAAAUGGCUUGGUCUAACGGUCAUCCCGAGCACUUGGCUCAGAUUCGCCAAGCGAUCGCGAAAGUUCGGGAGGCAAUCGAACGCCGCGCUGCUGCCGACAAGAGUCACGCCACAGCAGCACGGAACGACAUGGAGGAGAAGUUAGUCUCGGAGGCAGGGCGUGAGGAUGAGGCCGAAAAUCUCGCCACCAAGAUCCGCCAGAGCCUGGAUAAAUCCGAAGAGCUGCUGAAAAAAGCCUCUGUCGGCGAGCAACGCGACUACGACGUUCGUGAGCCGUCGUCGGCUGCCCUCGGUGACCAUCGGGAAGGCUCGGAAAGGGCCGACGAAGUUCAGCACGCGUCCGACGGAGUCGUAGUGGCGCCGCAUUUGUGGCAGAAGGCAAGAAGGAGAGACCACCAAGGCGUCAUAGAGGGUCCGGCCAGGGAGUAUCAAGCUGACACGGCGAGGGUGAAUGAUGAAAUCGCGGAGGCGAAGCUGAUGCUGCACCUGCUGGAGAACCCGAUCUGGGCGGAGUGGUCUGGAUGGAGCCGGUGUCACGGGCAGUGCGGGACCGGGUACAGGACCAGGACGCGCGCCUGCAGGGUACAGGGGCUGUGUGAGCAACAGACCGCCGCCGAGCCCUGCCCGCUCAAGGACGAGUGCGAGAACCCGAGAGGCUAUGUUGCGGGGACAGUUGCUGUCUCUGUGCUGGCUGUCCUACUGGUGACGAUGCUGGCCACCUUUCUCUUGCUGCCCAAGAUACAGAAGUACAGGAUCUCCCGUUAUGAGAGUGAGAGGGAGGCUUUCAUCCAGGCCAACCUGAAGAAGAAUAGCUCCAUGCCAGACCGCCCUCCUCCCGCAGCUCCACGCCCAGCCUCCACCCUUCCUGCGAAGCUGCCGUCCGGAGAGCACGUGUACCUGACUCUCAGCGAAGUCAAGGUUGACGGGAAAACGUACCUCGCCCAGGCUGGUAAGAGCGCCGAGGACUGUGUGUACCUGACUCCCUCACAGAUCAACCAACCAAAAACGGAAAUGUACCUGAACCAGGGUGAAGAUCCAGAAAAUGAGGAGGAGGAAGAGAACAGAGAUGAGGAGAACGCCUACCUGGUGCUUCAAGGAGCUAACUGAAAACAGCGCCACCUGGCAGUUGUACUCUGAAGUCCCAACGGCAUAUUGUAAUCAUGUACACGAGUGACAUGAAACAUUGUGAUCGACGCUCUCAUCAUAUCCAAAUGGUUGAACUUAGACAUCAAUCUGAUUUCAAUCUGUCACAGUUUAUUACUUGUACCAUUUUAAC
This is a messenger RNA of Branchiostoma belcheri (Belcher's lancelet), 1694 nucleotides long. RefSeq lists its product as uncharacterized. The record is from RefSeq and is a predicted model, not a curated record. Bases 122 to 1525 code for a protein of 467 amino acids. NCBI's taxonomy places the organism in Eukaryota, Metazoa, Chordata, Leptocardii, Amphioxiformes, Branchiostomatidae. The transcript is spliced from 7 exons.